This is a messenger RNA of Bradysia coprophila, 1088 nucleotides long. RefSeq names its product small ribosomal subunit protein uS2-like. Gene Ontology annotation, cellular component: small ribosomal subunit; ribosome. Gene Ontology annotation, molecular function: structural constituent of ribosome. Gene Ontology annotation, biological process: translation. The record is from RefSeq and is a predicted model, not a curated record. Lineage: Eukaryota; Metazoa; Arthropoda; Insecta; Diptera; Sciaridae.
CUCUUAACAAUUAUGUUACGUACAAAGUGUGGCCAGACCGUACAGACCAUGCUGCAUGUGUGAGAUUUUUAAUUUACGUAACCGUAUAAUGCACUCGUCCAUUUCAAAAUUACCUUCCAGUGGCAUCAGACGUUAAUCGUAGCUCUAAAUUCCAAAGCGUUACUAUGUCGGGAGGAUUGGAAAGCUUUGCACUGACUGUGUCAGAUAUCACAAAAAUGUUAUCCGCCACCACUCAUUUGGGAUCGAACAGAUGUAAUUUCCAAAUGGAACAACAUGUGUACAAGCGACGCGUGGACGGUAUUCAUAUCAUCAAUUUGGGACGUACAUGGGAAAAAUUGUUACUGGCAGCUCGUGCUAUUGCGGCGAUUGAACAUCCUCAAGAUGUGUUCGUCAUCUCAUCUCGUUUGAGUGGACAACGUGCAGUCCUUAAAUUCGCUAGCAACUGUCAGGCGACCCCGAUUGCUGGUCGCUUCACACCUGGUGCAUUCACCAAUCAAAUCCAACGUGAAUUCCGUGAACCUCGCCUAUUGGUCGUCACCGAUCCAUUCACGGAUCAUCAGCCCAUCAUCGAGGCUUCGUAUGUUAACAUACCAGUCAUCGCUUUCUGCAACACCGACAGUCCAUUGAAAUACAUCGACAUUGCCAUUCCAUGUAAUACCAAGGGUUAUCACUCGAUCGGUUUGAUGUGGUGGUUAUUAGCGCGUGAAGUGUUGCGAUUGCGUGGACGCAUUCCACGAAACGAAGAAUGGAGCACCGAAGUCGAUCUGUUCUUCUAUCGCGAACCUGAGGAGGCAGAGAAAGAAGAAGCUCAGGCUAGAGCAGCUAUUCAAGAACCUCUUCCACUUGUUCAACAGGUUGCCGAGCCGGAGAGUUGGGAUGAAGUGCUACCUCCACCACGUAGAGUUUUUAUUCCAGCUGACGACUGGAACGACGGGGUUGAUGAAGAUCAAAUUGUUGCAGUUGAUAAUAGUGCACCUAUAAUCUGGGGUGGUGGUGUUGAGAAAUUUUAAAUGUCUCACAGGUUUAUGUGUGAAUUUUACGUGUACAUCAAGAGACAUGGAUGUAUAAUAAAGUUUGCAAAUAACAAG